AUGUCUAUUGUCAAUGACCUCAUUGCGGCAUCGGCAGCUCUUCCCAGAUCAGGCAGAAUAUCAGAUGAAAGAUAUGAUCAGAAACUAAAGGAUCAUAUUACGCGUCUCCGCCAGUUGCUAUCGAAUAAUGAGUUAGACCACGUCGCUCGUGAUGAGAGCCUCUUGGAUCAAUUUAAUCCUUCCAAAGACUCAAUCACCUACUUAUUUCUUCUUCAACUACAAAUCCGUACCCUUCGGGAGGCAGCCAGUGGGACGUUUCCCGCAGACCUGCUUCCUUUGGGGAAAUUGUGGUCAAAAUCAGCGCACUAUCUGGAGGUCUUUAACCCAGUCCAAGUCAGAUAUGCUGGCCACGAAUGGCGCCAGCUAAUUGAACUUCUAGUACAAGCAGCACAGGCUGAUUCAAAGCCCCUUUUGGCUGCUCGAUUGGUCAAAGGUGCAAUGCUGCGACUUGACCCUUCAUGCGCUGUCUUUACAUCGACUCAUCUGCUCCUCGUCCAACUUUGCCUCACCGCUAAAGCUUACACUUGUGCUUUGCCGGUGCUAGAAAAACUGAUCUACCAUAUUCCGAUCCUCCCAACCCGUUCUCCUUUCAGAUCGUUACAAAGUCUCUGUGCAGAAUACGAGUCCAGUAUAGCCUUUGUGAAUGAUACUACAGGGCUUUCCUCCACACCGAGCAGCGGAGAUUAUCUUCAAUAUUUCCUUUAUGGAGGCAUGAUCUUUAUGGCUCUGAAGAAGUGGGAUGAGGCAUUAAAUUAUCUGGGAACUGCGAUAUCCACCCCUACAAAGGGGGCCAUAAGCAUGAUUGCGGUGGAGGCUUACAAAAAGUUCAUUCUGGUAGGACUACUGGACAAAGGAAAGCUGUGCUCUCUUCCAAAUCCCACCUCAACCCAGGUGGUGAAAACAUUGCAAUCACUUGUCAAGCCGUACCUCGAUCUUGCCAAAGCAUUUGAACAAGGCAAUAAAAUUCGAUUAGAGGCUGAGGUAGAUGCUGCCCAAGGUAUUUGGAGUGCAGACAAGAAUACGGGCCUUGUUUUCCAGGUUGUCAAUGCAUUCUCCAAGCACUCCCUGGUAAAGAUCAAAAAGGUUGUGGCCUCCUUAACAGUGGCAGAACUUACAGCCUCAGCUUCACCCUUCCAGGGGAGUCUUAGCGAGAUUUCCGAAUCCCAGAUAGCAUCACUCAUCAUGGCUGGUGAUCUGGAUGCGACAUUGGUGCAUUCUCAACCCCACUCUAGCAGUUCGAUUUUGCGGUUUAGAGCGGGGUCCUCGCCUCUGUUAUUCCGGGAGAAUGAGGUACAUGCAAAUUUGCAAACUCAGGGGAAGUUGAUGGAGGGUCUGUUUGGCAGCAUGGAACAGGCGAAUCACAGGCUUGGACUAAGCGAUGAAUUCAUUGACAAUACUGUCAACCGCCAACAAUGGCCCCCUGCUGGAGGGAUGAAGUCUGAAAUUGGUGGAGUGACUGGGCUGGAAAUGGAGGAGGAUAUUAUGGGUGAUUUGUCUUGA
This is a messenger RNA of Penicillium malachiteum, 1500 nucleotides long. Its product is annotated as putative COP9 subunit 3. The transcript has 5 exons. Gene Ontology annotation, cellular component: COP9 signalosome. Bases 1 to 1500 code for a protein of 499 amino acids. The record is from RefSeq and is a predicted model, not a curated record. Lineage: Eukaryota; Fungi; Ascomycota; Eurotiomycetes; Eurotiales; Aspergillaceae. Gene Ontology annotation, biological process: ubiquitin-dependent protein catabolic process.